Messenger RNA from Cucumis sativus (cucumber), 719 nucleotides. RefSeq lists its product as uncharacterized. The record is from RefSeq and is a predicted model, not a curated record. The transcript is spliced from 3 exons. The coding region runs from base 50 to 493 and encodes 147 amino acids. NCBI's taxonomy places the organism in Eukaryota, Viridiplantae, Streptophyta, Magnoliopsida, Cucurbitales, Cucurbitaceae.
UUCGCUCAAUUUUUUCCGCCAACCUAAAAUUUUUCAGUAUCGAAGAGAAAUGGGCUCUCUAAUGGGCGGAUGGAAUUCUCCCGUUCUCGAUCCCAAAUCAGUCAAGUUCAAGAGAAAUCGGUCACUUACGAAAGAAGAAAUCGAAGCAUACUGGAAAUCGAAGAGGAAAUUGGAGAAAGAACAUCUCAGAGCGGUUUCUUUGCCGGUGGACGAUCGUUAUGAUUGUGAAACAGUCGGAUUAGACUACAAAAGGUCGAGUUCGUUUCCGCCGGCGAAGGACGACGUUGCGGUGGAAGCAAAAUUUGUUGAGAACAAAAUGGACAGAAAAAACCUAGAGGAAUUGAAGAAAAUUGGCUGGUGGACGAGGAGUAAUUCGGCGUUUCUGAAUGAACCGCCAGUCCUCGACGGCGCUUCAAAAGCUUGCGUGUCGUUGUACGGCGUCGCCGACGUGGCGUCGUGUAAGUUGAAUCACAGCAAUGGAGUCGGUGCUUAGUAAUUACACUGAAAGUGUGAAAAAAAGAAAAGAAAAGAAAAGAGAACUUAAGAUAAGAAUAUAUGUAAAAUUAAUAUGAAUUAUAAACAUGUAUUAUAUAAUAUAUAUUUACUUAAUGUAAGAUUUCAGUGUUAUGUUUGGUUUGUAAUUUGGAUUUAAAUAUAUUAUAUAUAUAUAUAAACGAGAUGAUGAGGUUUUUAAUGAUGAAGAAAAGAGUUCGAAUGAA